Anthonomus grandis grandis is the source of this 6755-nucleotide messenger RNA. RefSeq names its product putative U5 small nuclear ribonucleoprotein 200 kDa helicase (gene l(3)72Ab). Gene Ontology annotation, molecular function: ATP hydrolysis activity; nucleic acid binding; ATP binding. The record is from RefSeq and is a predicted model, not a curated record. The transcript has 25 exons. Lineage: Eukaryota; Metazoa; Arthropoda; Insecta; Coleoptera; Curculionidae. Bases 199 to 6630 code for a protein of 2143 amino acids. Gene Ontology annotation, cellular component: nucleus.
UAUAACCUCGUUUCGCUUAUUAUUCAUUGAAUUUUGAGUUUUAUACGUUUUGAAUAGUUUGUUUUGGCUUGGUUAUUUGUAAUAAACAGGAAAAUAGCAGAAAGAGCUGCAAGUGCAGUAGGUUAGGAAAAGAAAGAUCCAGAAAUUAAAGAUUUCUGUUAUAUUACUAAUACCAAUUUUACACCCAAGAGUUAGGCUAUGGCGGAUGCUGCAGCUAGACAGCUUCAGUAUGAAUACAAGGCUAAUUCAAAUCUUGUACUACAAGCUGAUGUUCGGCUUAUUGAGAGGAGGAGCAGAGAUGAAGCUACUGGAGAAGUUAUGUCUCUUGUGGGAAAAUUAUCCAGUACUAAAAUGGGUGAUAAAGCUCAAAGAACCAAGCCAGGCAAAGCCGAAGAGAGAAAAGUCAAACGUCAAAAAAGAGAUGAAGCUCAAUAUGAUUUUGCCAGAAUGAAAGGGGCUACCCUUUUAUCAGAAGGUGUAGAUGAAAUGGUUGGCAUUAUUUAUAAACCCAAAACUCAGGAAACAAGGCAAACUUAUGAAGUGCUUCUUAGUUUUUUACAAGAAGCUUUAGGUGAUCAGCCUAGAGAUAUCAUUUGUGGAGCAGCUGACGAAGUUCUGUCAGUGUUAAAGAAUGAUAGAUUAAAAGAAAGAGAAAAGAAAAAGGAAACAGAACAGCUAAUAGGCUCAAUACCUGAAGAAAGAUUUGCCCUCUUGGUAAACUUGGGGAAAAAAAUAACUGAUUUUGGUACAGAUGAAAUGAAAAUUAAUUCCGCUGAAGAAAACAUAGACGAAACCUAUGGAAUUAACGUUCAAUUUGAAGAAUCAGAAGAAGAGGAUGAUGAAGACAUGUAUGGUGAAGUACGUGAUGAAUUUGAUGAAGAAGAGGGCGAAGAAGCUAAAGAAGACGGAGCAAUUCAUGCCGAAAAUCUUGGUGUUAGUGUGGAAGAAAUGAAAAAGGAAAAAGCAUUGCAUCCUAUGGAUAUUGAUGCUUAUUGGUUGCAGAGAAAAUUGUCUAAAAUUUACGACGACGCCAUGAUUUCACAAGCAAAAGCUGCUGAAGUAUUAAACGUUUUAAGGGAUGCCGGUGAUGAUAGAGAGUUAGAAAACCAGUUAGUACUGCUGUUAGGAUAUGACUGCUUUGAUUUUAUAAAAUUAUUGAAGAAGAACCGUAAAAUGAUAUUAUAUUGUACUUUACUUGCAAAAUCUCAAAGUGAGUCUGAACGACAGAAACUAAAGGAAAAAAUGGCAGAAGAUCAGACUUUGAAAAAGAUAUUAAGGCUUCUAGAAACAGGAAAAGGCGAUGAAGAAAAUGCAGAUGAUGACACGUCAUCAAGAUCGCGUAAAAGAAAACAACACAGUAGUGAUGAAGAAGACGUCGACGACGAUGACGAAAAGAAAAAGGUUGCCGGAAAUAGAAAACUUGUCGACUUUGAAGAUUUGGUGUUUUCCCAAGGUUCACAUUUUAUGGCGAAUAAGAGAUGUCAGUUACCUGAUGGGUCUUUCAGGAAACAGAGAAAAGGGUAUGAGGAAGUUCAUGUUCCUGCUUUAAAACCAAAACCUUUUGGCGAUAACGAAAAGCUACAACCCAUUGAUCAACUGCCGAAAUAUGUACAGCCAGUGUUUGAUGGCUUCAAAACAUUAAAUAGGAUACAAAGUAGACUAUGUAAGGCCGCAUUGGAUACCGAUGAGAACAUUUUGUUGUGUGCUCCAACUGGUGCCGGUAAAACUAAUGUUGCUCUGCUAACAAUGAUGAGAGAAAUAGGAAAACACAUAAAUCCAGAUGGCACCAUAAACGCCGACGAAUUUAAAAUUAUCUACAUUGCGCCCAUGAGGUCAUUAGUACAGGAAAUGGUGGGUAAUUUUGGCAAGAGACUGGCCAGCUAUAAUAUGACCGUGCAUGAACUAACUGGUGAUCAUCAACUAACUAGAGAACAAAUUGCUGAAGCUCAAGUUAUAGUUUGUACACCGGAAAAGUGGGAUAUCAUCACAAGAAAAGGUGGAGAGAAAACAUUUACCUCUCUAGUCCGACUGAUUAUUAUUGAUGAAAUUCACCUGUUACAUGACGAGAGAGGUCCGGUCCUCGAAGCUCUUGUUGCGAGAACUAUAAGAAUGAUCGAAUCAACACAAGAGGAGGUAAGAUUGGUCGGUCUCUCGGCCACGUUGCCGAACUACCAAGAUGUCGCCACGUUUUUGAGAGUCAACCCCGAUACUGGUCUUUUCUAUUUUGAUAACAGUUUUAGACCUGUUGCUCUGGAGCAACAGUACAUCGGUGUGACCGAGAAAAAAGCUACUAAGCGCUGUCAGAUUAUGAACGAAAUUGUUUAUGAAAAGACUAUGGAACAUGCUGGGAAAAAUCAGGUGCUCAUCUUCGUGCAUUCUCGUAAUGAGACAGGUAAAACUGCGAGAGCAAUUAGAGAUAUGUGCUUAGAAAAAGACACAUUGGGUCAGUUCUUAAGAGAAGGAUCUGCAUCUAUGGAAGUUCUAAGGACCGAAGCAGAACAAGUUAAAAAUAACGAACUUAAAGAUCUUCUUCCGUAUGGAUUUGCAAUUCAUCAUGCUGGUAUGACCAGAGUUGACAGAACGCUUGUUGAGGAUUUGUUUGCUGAUAGGCAUAUACAGGUGCUAGUUUCUACUGCUACCUUGGCGUGGGGUGUAAACUUGCCCGCGCACACGGUUAUUAUUAAAGGUACGCAAAUAUAUGAUCCUACUAAAGGAAGAUGGGUUGAACUAGGAGCAUUAGAUGUUCUGCAGAUGUUAGGUCGUGCAGGAAGACCACAAUACGAUACCAAGGGUGAAGGUAUUUUAAUAACCAACCACAGCGAACUUCAGUAUUACCUCUCGCUUCUCAACCAACAAUUACCCAUCGAAUCUCAACUCAUAACGAAAUUACCAGACAUGCUCAACGCGGAAAUUGUGUUGGGAACCGUUCAAAACCUUAGAGAUGCAGUUACCUGGCUAGGUUAUACUUAUCUAUACAUCAGAAUGAUGCGAGCUCCAACUUUGUACGGAAUAUCGCAUGAUCAAAUAAAACACGACAGAUUACUGGAACAACAUAGAGCUGAUCUCAUUCACACUGCUGCUCUUUAUUUGGAUAGAAGUGGAUUAGUUAAAUAUGAUAGGAAAACAGGUCAAUUCCAAGGCACCGAGUUAGGACGUAUAGCUUCACAGUACUAUUGCACCUACGAAACUAUGGCGACUUAUAACCAGCUGCUCAAGCCUUAUCUGAGCGAUAUCGAUCUGUUUAGAGUGUUUUCUUUAUCUGGAGAGUUUAAAAAUAUUGCCGUGAGGGAAGGAGAGCCCGGGGAAUUGCAAAAACUAAUGGAGAGAGUACCUAUACCCAUUAAGGAGAGUAUUGAGGAACCUAGUGCGAAAGUAAAUGUGCUUUUGCAAGCGUACAUUUCCCAAUUAAAGUUGGAAAGUUUUGCCCUGAUGUCCGAUAUGGUUUAUGUUACUCAAUCAGCGUCCAGGCUUAUCAGAGCUAUUUUUGAAAUAGUAUUACACAGGGGCUGGGCUCAACUAGCUGAUAAAGUUUUAACCCUAUGCAAAAUGGUAGAUAAGAGGAUGUGGCAAUCUAUGUCGCCACUUAGGCAAUUCAAAAAAAUGCCUGAAGAAAUCGUUAAAAAAAUUGAGAAAAAAUACUUUCCAUGGGAAAGACUUUACGACCUUGGACCUAACGAAAUUGGAGAACUGAUUAGGGUACCCAAAUUGGGCAAAACGAUUCAUAAAUAUGUCCACCAAUUUCCGAAAUUGGAGCUGUCUACUCACAUCCAGCCGAUCACUAGAUCCAUGCUUAAAGUAGAACUAACUAUUACACCAGAUUUUCAGUGGGAUGAAAAGUUGCACGGACACGCAGAAGCCUUUUGGAUUUUCGUAGAGGAUGUCGAUUCUGAAGUUAUUUUGCAUCACGAAUUUUUCUUGUUAAAGCAGAAAUAUUUCCAAGAUGAGCAUUUAGUUAAAUUUUUUGUGCCGAUUUAUGAACCUUUGGCACCACAUUAUUUCUUAAGGAUCGUGUCUGAUAGAUGGAUUGGUGCUGAAACACAAUUACCAGUGUCAUUCAAACAUCUUAUACUUCCCGAAAAGAACUUCCCGCCAACAGAACUUCUCGAUCUACAGCCUCUGCCUAUAACUGCAUUAAGAAACGAAACUUAUGAGUCUCUAUAUAAUAAAAAGUUCCCGCAAUUUAAUCCUAUUCAAACUCAGGUAUUCAAUACGGUUUACAAUGGCGAUGAAAACGUAUUUAUCGGAGCUCCUACUGGCUCAGGAAAAACUACAAUAGCGGAGUUUGCUAUUCUGCGAUUAUUUGAUAGAAAUCCUGAAGGAAAAUGUGUAUAUUUGGUAGCCAGAGACGCUUUAGCUGAUUUGGUGUUUGCUGACUGGGAUGCUAAAUUUGGGAAAAAAACUUUAGGAAAGAAAGUAGUACAAUUGACAGGUGAGACCGGUACUGAUCUUAAGUUGCUCGCCAAAGGUCAAAUAGUUAUCACGACUGCGGAAAAAUGGGAUGUGUUAUCCAGGAGGUGGAAACAAAGAAAAAACGUUCAAAAUGUCAACUUAUUCAUCGUAGAUGAGCUGCAUUUGAUUGGAGGCGAGGACGGUCCCGUCAUCGAAGUUGUUUGUUCACGUAUGAGGUAUAUAUCUUCCCAAAUCGAAGAACCCAUCCGCAUAAUCGCUCUCAGUGCAUCCUUAACGGACUAUAAAGAUGUGGCUCAAUGGCUUGGUUGUAGUGCCAAUGCCACUUUUAACUUUCACCCAAGCGUGAGACCAGUACCUCUAGAACUACAUGUUCAAGGCUUUAACUUGACUCAUAACGCGUCUAGGCUUAUUGCCAUGGGAAAACCGGCUUACAAUGCUAUUAAUCGACACAGCCCACAUAAGCCGGUUAUAAUAUUUGUUCCGACAAGAAAGCAGGCUAGGUUGACUGCUAUUGAUCUGCUUACAUACGCUGCUGCAGAAAAUCAACCCAAUAAAUUCUUCCAUGCUGACGAAGAAGAUAUUAAGCCGUUCUUGGACAGAAUGACGGAUAAGACACUAAAAGAAACUUUAUCUCAAGGAGUAGCCUACAUGCACGAAGGUCUAAAUGCCUCAGAUUUGCGUUUAGUUGAGCAGGUAUUCGACUCAGGAGCAGUACAGGUUGCAGUAGUAACCCGAGAUUUGUGUUGGGCUGUUAAUAUUUUUGCAUAUUUGGUUAUUAUUAUGGACACACAAUUCUUUAAUGGAAAAAAUCAUGCCUACGAAGAUUAUCCUAUUACUGACGUAUUACAAAUGGUAGGCAGAGCGAAUAGACCCUUAGAAGAUGAUGAUGCUAAAUGUAUUCUGAUGUGUCAGUCAUCAAGGAAAGAUUUCUUUAAAAAAUUCUUAAGCGAUCCUUUGCCAGUCGAGAGUCACUUGGACCACAGACUGCAUGAUCAUUUUAACGCCGAAAUUGUCACAAAAACCAUAGAAAAUAAGCAUGACGCCGUCGAUUAUGUGACGUGGACAUUCUUAUACAGACGCCUUCCACAGAAUCCAAACUAUUACAAUCUACAAGGAGUUACCUAUCGACAUUUAUCAGAUCAUUUAUCAGAAUUAGUGGAAAAUACGUUGUCCGAUUUGGAGCAGUCCAAGUGUAUAAGCAUUGAAGAUGAGAUGGAUUGUGUUCCUUUAAAUUUGGGGAUGAUUGCUGCAUAUUAUUACAUUAAUUAUACAACUAUUGAACUUUUUAGCUUAUCACUAAACAGCAAGACGAAAAUCAGAGGCUUGCUUGAAAUUAUCUCAUCAGCUGCUGAAUAUGAAGACAUUCCUGUAAGGCACCGUGAGGAUAAUAUUUUAAGGCAGUUGGCUCAGAAGCUGCCAAAUAAACUAACUUCACCAUCAGGCGGUCAACCUCGAUUUAAUGAUCCACAUGUUAAAACGAAUUUGUUAUUACAAGCUCAUCUUUGCAGACUACAGUUAGGUGCCGAGCUUCAGGGCGAUACCGAAGUGGUACUGGCCAAAGCUAUUCGACUUAUUCAGGCGUGUGUCGAUGUAUUAAGUUCAAACGGCUGGUUAUCACCAGCAGUGGCAGCCAUGGAGCUCGCUCAGAUGGUCACACAAGCUAUGUGGAGCAAAGAUUCGUACUUGAAACAGUUACCACAUUUCAACUCUGACAUUAUUAAGAGGUGUACAGAAAAGAACGUGGAAACUGUCUUCGAUAUCAUGGAGUUGGAGGAUGAAGAUCGUCAAAAACUUUUAAGCCUAACUGAAGCUCAAAUGGCGGAUGUUGCCAAGUUUUGUAACAGAUACCCCAAUAUUGAGCUUACAUAUGAAGUUCUGGAUAAGGACAGAAUUCAUUCUGGCUCAUCGGUACAUAUUGCCGUACAAUUGGAAAGAGAGGACGAAGUGAAUGGACCAGUUAUUGCACCAUUUUUCCCUCAGAAACGUGAAGAAGGCUGGUGGGUAGUAAUUGGAGAUCCUAGGACAAACUCAUUGUUAUCAAUCAAAAGGCUCACUCUACAGCAGAAAGCCCGAGUAAAAUUAGACUUCGUAGCACCAAGUCCCGGUCAUCACAGUUACGCCUUAUAUUUCAUGAGCGACGCCUACUUAGGAUGCGAUCAAGAAUACAAAUUUUCCAUUGAUGUUGGGGAUUUCGAGUCGAGCGCUAGUGAUUCCGAUUAAAUUAGUGUAGAUUUAACUGUAUUUGUAUCUUCAUUAUUCAUUCUGUUUUAGACUUUUUGUGAAGUAAUAGUGAGUUUUCAAGUUAUAUUUCUAUAAAUAAUAAAAUAUAAUUAAUUGUAAUAGUA